Wallemia mellicola CBS 633.66 is the source of this 843-nucleotide messenger RNA. RefSeq lists its product as hypothetical. The coding region runs from base 73 to 807 and encodes 244 amino acids. Gene Ontology annotation, biological process: mitotic cell cycle. The record is from RefSeq and is a predicted model, not a curated record. Gene Ontology annotation, cellular component: DASH complex; mitotic spindle. Lineage: Eukaryota; Fungi; Basidiomycota; Wallemiomycetes; Wallemiales; Wallemiaceae. The transcript has 4 exons.
ACACUCUUCUACCACCACUGUCGUCAUAACUUUGAUAUUUAUAACGCUAUAAGACUCUCAUAAUACAAAACGAUGACUACAGAUUUACAACAACAAUCGUUCACCUUGGCGGACGACACGGAUAACGCACUGAGCGUAGACGACCUCACUAGAUCACAGCGUAAAGCUAUAGACCUUGAAGCAGAAGAACCGAAUGAACUCGAUAGAGAGGCUCUCCUACAAGCUGAGUUAGACGCUUUGAUAAAGUUUAGACAACCACUUGAAGCUUCCGUCGAGGCUUUAUGCGUAGCCCAAGAGCAGAAUCACAGAUUAGCUGAACGCGUCGAGCAAACAAGUACUCUUUUGGAUGAAUACACGAGAAUACUCAGGCAGCAGGAGCAUACGCGUAAUUUAAUGCUUAACACUCACUGGAAGGGUGCCACAGAGGAUGUACGGGCAGUAGAGGAGAAACAACGCGAAUUAGAGAGACAACAAUAUGAGGCUGCACAGGCAGAGGAGAGGCGUCGCGCUGAAGCUGAAUUGGCACGAGAAAGAGAAGCAAAAGAAGCUGAAAUGAGAGCGACAGCAGCGGCAUCAGCUAGCAAUCCUUCAAGAGGUUCUGUACGUGGUAGAGGGCGUGUCUCGGUAUCGUCCACCCGCGGUAGAGGAACUCUGAGUAGUAGUGUACCAUCUGUACGCCCGCAAAGUCGGAUACCUCCACCUGGAUCACGUAUACCAUCAUCCUCGGCGAACUCAGGCCGUCCGAGUGCUAGCGUAGGUGCAAGUGCGAGAGGCCGUGGAAUAGUACGUGGAAGUCUGCGUAAAUAAGCUAUUGUUGUAUAAUAAUAAUAAUAAUAUAUUUUU